This is a messenger RNA of Ectocarpus sp. CCAP 1310/34, 4176 nucleotides long. Lineage: Eukaryota; Phaeophyceae; Ectocarpales; Ectocarpaceae. The record is from the annotation of a GenBank genome assembly.
ACUUGUUAAGUACGAGAGAGGCUAGGUGUGGCACGGUCCAUCCGGGAGCCCGAAGCAACAGCUGCGACUGCCCAGUGUUGUGAGUACAGGAUUAACAGGCCGGGACCUGGGGAAGCCGGAAACGCUCAAAUAGUGUGCGGAAACUGGGGACCGCUCGCACCGUACUGGCGGUGUUGUCGCGGUUGUGUAUUUGCUCAUCGACAACUACCGUGUACCUGUGGUUUGCCGGCUCAGCAGUAGACGGCGGCGAGCGACAAAGCGGGGACAAGCGAGAAAGCCGUUCAAGAACGAGAACACUAUACCGGAUUUGACGGCAACCUGGAGUGCUUAUUCUGCGGGUAGCGAAGAAAGUGGGCGACGGCGGUGUUGCGUGCUGUUGAUGGCACAGCCGACGCCGGCGUUGGUAGAACAGCCUGCGCUUGGCGAUGGAUCAUCCCCGACAACAGUAGUCGCAGCAGCGUCAGCGACGAAGACGGUUAUACCGUGUACACCGAGCGGCCGCGGCGGCGGCACGACUCCCUCCUAUAUUGGGUCUCCUCCGACAAGUCAGGCAGGAUGUCCCGCCGAUGUGCUCCCUCCUCUGAGGGCGGCAGUGACGACAAUGGACGACACCGCGUGCGGCGGCGGUUCGGGCGGCUGCGCCGCCAGCGAACAGGACUUCACGAAGCCCCACGGCGGUUCCGCCACAACCGAAAAGGCCUCUAGCUGCAGCGGCAGCAGCAGGAGCAGCCGCUGCAACAGCUGCAGCCGGGGCGCAUCCGAGGAAGAGAAAAUCGUCGUCGAAGGCUUCGAUUCCGCCCCCUUUGCUGCUGCUGAGAAGGAGGAAGAAGGUGAAGGCAUGGACGGAAGCGGUUCGGGCAGUGAGGUUUCGGGAACUGAUGCGGGCGUCGGGUUAAUGAUGGAGGCAGAUAUGAGGGCGGGGCUGAGCGCGAGAAAAUCGUCGAGAACGUCGACCUUCAGACAGAGCAGCGGGGAUGUGCAAUCGCUCGCUGCUGCGGCUGGGGAGCAGCAGGAGCGCGGAGAGUUGCCGCAGGACCUCGGCAACCCACGCGGAGUCAGUUCCCCCGCAACAGUAGUUCCUGGGCCGUAUUCCGGACUGCGCCCCAAAACUCCCGACCAGAAACACAUCACUUCUUCUUCCCGUCUCAAGCGGGGCUGCGCGGAAGUCUCCUCGCCCAGGCGCCGAGCAUCGACUCCGGCCUCUGCUGCUACGAAUGGUAGUGGCGUCGAAAAAGCGGCAGCGCCAGGGGGGGGCAUUCUUAGACCGCCCGGGGGAGUUGCGCCGAAGCCCCCUCACGGUUCUGCUUUCCCUGCGGAGGCAACCGGAGGGGAGUUGCAGGUGGGGGCGGGCUCUACACCGGGGACGGUUCGGGAUCAUCCCGCCCUCGCUGCGCCCGCGGCGGCGGGGUUGCCUGUGCCCGUCGACGGCAGAGGACGGGCCGGACGAGACUACGGCCCUGGCAUUCCCGUGACCCGUGUCGCAUCGUGGUCAACCUUUGGGGACGAAGGCGGCGACACCAUUUUCGGGAAUGAUCAAGCCGACGCUGCGCGAAGAAGGGGAGAGGGGGGCGAGCGUGGCGAGGAGGGGUCUUCGCAGAUCCGGGUGGCUGGUGAGGGGCUGAGGCGACAGGAGUUGAAAGGCGCUUCCAGUGCGGGGACUCCGGGGCAGGGGGCGAACGACGAUGAAGAGUCUCUUCGGUCGGCAGACUGGGCGACGAACAACCAAAACGGAAAGGCGAGCUUCUUGAGCGACGAGGAUCGUGCGAUAGAGGCGGCUCAGGGGGGGGAUCUGGCCGCCAUGAAGGCGUUCUUGGACGGGGGCGGGGACAUCGAACUUCGCGACUCCCUGGGGGGGAUGACGUUGCUGGCCUGGGCGUCCAGACGGGGACACACGGAGUUGGCCCGACUGCUGCUCUCCAGAGGGGCGUCUGCCACAGCGAGGGACGGGAGGGACAGGACCCCGCUCCACCGCGCUUGCUCGGGCUGCAACCCCGACGUCGUAAAGGCGCUUCUUGAGGCCGGAGCCGAUCCGAAUGCGCGAGACCAGACGUGGAGAACCCCGUUGCACCGGGCGGCUCGAUGGGGAUCACCGGGGUGUUCCACCAUGCUCCUCGAAGCUGGCGCUGACAUUGAGGCUAGAGACAAAGAGCUGGCUCGAACCCCGUUGCACUUUGCGAGCAGAUCGGGAGGGCUGGAGACCACGCUCGUUCUGCUCAACAAUGGCGCCGACUUGGAUGCCAAGACCGUUGCUGGGAAUACCCCAUUGCACUUGGCGUGCGAUCGGGGACUUCUGGGGAACGCGAAGCUAUUGAUGGAGUGGGGGGCAGAUGCCACUGCUAAGAACGAGGCCGGCGCUUUGCCGGCAGAGGUGGCUGCCCCAUGGGUGGAAGACUCGGUAAAGGCUAGCAUGCAGGAGUUGCUGGCGCCUCGAAGCCAGCCUUCGGAGGAGGGCUCCGAUUGUACCUCCCACACCAGACCAACGCCAGCGGUGGUUCGGCCGAGACCGAAAGGAGCAGCGGAGGAAGAAGCGGGGUUAAUGGAGUUCAUCCGAUCGCAACGAAAUUCCGUGGCGGAGUGCCCCGAGUGCCAACGGGAUAUGCUCCGACAGACCCACGCCUCCAACAGCAACGGUGUUCCCAUCGGGGUUUCGAGCGCACACGGUACUUACAGGAUCUCGUCCUCCAGGAGCCCGGGAAAGGUCAAGAUGUGCUCGGCGCAUCGCGCGCGAGCGCAGCCGGGCAAGGGCGGCCUGCCCGGGCUCGACGACGGCUUCCAGCGCGGCGCGCUAGGAGAUGCCAUGCUGGGGGAGGGGAUGAGCGAGUUUCGUCCCCGGAAGGGGAUGGGCAAGAGCCGAAAGAAGCAGCUCUCGGCUAAGAGCAAGUACGAGGGAGGAUGCUGCAGUGUACAGUAGUAGGAAUAGCCCUACCUGCCUUGGUUUUGCAUGGCUGGAGCCGUGUGGCCGGCGAGGUUUGCAGCAGCGUUUCGGAGGAGACAAGGGAAGAAGGGCCAGGACAAGGUGGAAAGGGGUGCAUCCGGUCUUUCGGUAUGGAAUAUGUGUGGGAGCAAACGUCAGUUCGUGCUUUGCCGUCCGGUGUGUUUGUUCAAGGGGUUCACUGACAACCUGUCGGACGAGCUUGGGGGGGUCGUGCUGUGUGUUGUUCAGAUACUUGUCGAGUAUGAGUGCCAAGAGUCCACGGUAUAUUGCGCCUUGUCGUUUUUCGUUGAUGACAUUUGUCACUAUUUCUCGCAGGUCCUGUCUGACAACGGGACCCCCUUAUAUGUGGUGUGCUCAAAUCACAUGUUAGUGUUCGCAUCGUGUUGUCCUGCGUAUUCUAUUUUAUCCAUUUUUAAGGCCUUGUAGAAGUGCCGUGUCGCGCACGCUGACCGAGCGCAAGCUGUUUGUUGUGCAGCAACAGCAGCACCAUUAGGUGGAACGCAGGCAUCCAUGCAUGUUUGUGCCGUGCCUGCGACUGCUCUAGGACUUUUAAGUGUUGGGGACACCCGACGUGUAGCUUUCUCCUACGCGAUAAGCAACAUGCAUGUAGCGGCUUUCUAAAGUCGGGCUGAUGAUCCCCUGGCGAUUAACGGAGAAUUGGUGCAUCACUACUACUGAUAUUUUGUAGACAACUUCUUGUCCAAUAUUCCCGACUCAGAAAACCGUUGGUUUUACGUUUCUGCCGAGUCCAGAAUUAUGUUCCACGUGUUAUGUGUAGCCCAUUCUUCUCCUUGUCUUGUUAGCAUGGAAAGGCGUUGGUUGUCCUUGUAGGUAACGAUGGGUGGUUUGGUGUCACACAUGCAUGUACUUGGCUCAUCCAUCGCGUGUCAUCGAGGGGUGUUUUUUCGUGGGUGUCGAGAGGUGGUUAUGCGUCUGCUGCGGGUUGCCUUUGUAACCUCCCCAUCUGUAGAAACUAGAGCGGAUGUUCUGUUACGGUAGAAGGGGUUCCGCCAUAUGCGUAGUACUCUGUCAGAGUGUAAACUAGCGUAUCGCUCGUGUCGUGCAUAGCGGGUCGAGUGUUAUAGAGUCCAAGAGCCUCGUGUUGUUUUUGAUGCACGCCCAACUCUUGAUAGCCGAUUUUCCAUCGCUCAAGAGUAGAAAGCAGCGGUUGUAUUUCACCCAAAUCUCCUGCAUGUACCAUAAGACCGAUUCAUUGUCGCCCGUAUGUUGGAUGAUGUGAU